CGACGUGUCGUGUGAUAUUGCCUCGGGAUGCGAGAAAAGGAGUAGGUUCCAGCAAUUUCGUGUUCAUUAUAGGCUAGAGAGAGAGAGAAGGUUGUAAUGCAAGUUCUUCAUCACGAAUGACUGUGCGAGAGGUAGCGUAAUGCGACUGAGAGCCGACUGAGAAGUAGAGGGAGGUGUGAAGGAGGGUACUAGAGAAGAGGUGUGAAGGAGGGUACUAUUUAGCGUUCGGCUUCGGUUCAGUGUUCACGCCAGCAGGGUUUGGGGCUCGUAAACAAGAGAGGCAGAGAGGAAUUGGCCGUCCCCCCACCUCGGUGGCAUUACCCUAGGGCGAUGGCAGAGGGAGUGAUAUAUGAUGUGCGCCCUGUGUAAUGUAAUCGUUGUCACCGCGUUGAACAAGCAGAAUGAGGGUCCUCGCGAGCGAAUACAGACGAGAGCACUCCCCCCAAAAAAAGCGCUCCACAGUGAAAAUAGGUUUCUGAUGUGCCCGCUUUCUCCUUUGUACUAGCUAGAGAAAGACGAGUACAUAAUCGCUUCAGCAAACAAGACGCAGUCAUUGAUUCGGCGCAAUUAGUCUCAGGAUUUACCUCUCUUCGCCCGUGAUGCGUAGGCUUUGCUUACCUUCGAAACAUAUGGAUUAGCCGAAUCGAAGUUAGUUGAAUUUGAAAUCACACAUACACCACUGUGGACUUCCUAGGUCGCAUUUCCUUCGUAAGCGUUGUGAACUCAUAUCAGAGUUCCGCUUGAGCUCCGAGAAAGAAAAAUAGCUUAUCUUGCUUGGAAAAAGCCUUCUUCAUCUGGAAUAAGUGUUGCGAGUUUGUUUUUCUGCCCUUCCUGCACGUGCACCCAUUUGGUCAAAUAUUUGAUGAAGCAGUCUCCUAAUUUUCAGGAGUGUACGUAUAUUAUAUGGUAAAAAUCCCCGCCCGUGUUGCAGCAGUCAUCCUCUACUAGGUCUUAUACUUUAUAGUAGAGCAUUUAUCAUUUUUAAGAAAGAUGAUGCAGACGACGGGCAGAGUGUCUGUGAAUUGGGCGCGCGCGAGCUCGACCUUGUGCACUUCGAGCAGUCGGUUUUACAAUAAUCAAGAGGACGAUCCACAUAAUGUGCUCGAUGGUGGAAAUUUUUCAUGGUCUGAUUCCUAUUUUGGUUCCUUGCUGCUACAUACUACGAGUACUAGUAUGACCUCUUUUUAGCAACCCAAAUAAGGAGAUGAUAUUGAUGCGUGUUGUAACGAAUAUGAGCACAUAGAUAAGUACCUUUUUCACAACAACUCAAAGUCAUUCUAUUUCAUUUCUCAUUACCAAAAAUUCUUCUUCCGAAAACACUUACACUUUCAGGUGGGGCUCCGCAGCCAAUGUGACAUUAGUGGACUUUCAGAUCGAUUUUCAGACCGUGCGGCUUAUCGAUCAUGUCUUUAUUGCCUUCGGCGCGGAAGAUGGUAUAGAAAGUUUCAGUUUGUAAUUUCUUGGAGUACAACUUGUAAAACCUAGUAAUCUCCAUCUCCUUCAUCGUUUCAUACUCUUACACCUUGAAAUACCUCUUGUUGGGUUUAUUCAUACACUCCAUCCUGCACCUGCUUUCACUCAUCUAAGGUCUGGUGCCAGGUUUAGCAUCUUUUCUUAUCCUCGCUUCCAGUCUUCAAACUUAUCUCAGGCCUGCUGGUACCAAGUUUAUCAUCCUCUCCCCUUCCUCACUGUGAGGUGUCGCUCGAAAUGCGGCCGCCCAGUUUGUUGUACUCUCUAGUUCAGACGGCAUGAGCUGGCAACAGCUCGCAGGCGGCGGCGAUACAACGGGCGCAAAGUACGAGGCAAAUGUGCAUCAAGAAGGCAGGUCAGCGCUCUGCCUGUCGUGGGCACAACCGAUGCAAUGUCGUUACAUCAAAGUGCAAUUCCAGCAACUGGCAACAGGUACGUAGAUGCUUACUUAGGUUAAUCAACUAAGUAUUUAAUUUUGGUUCUGGUGAAUACUGGUUUCUGUUAUAAUAGAAUUGAGUCAUAGUAAUUACCAUUAGCACAACCAUUUCAUAAUCGGACGGGAAUAAGUGACUUCUGAACUAAAACUUCCUAAGUCUCUCCCUGUUCAAUCAGGUUGGAUAAAUCAUGCGAUUCAUCAAAUUCAAGCAUGGGGUCCUGGAGACGGGCCAUCCGCGCAAGCGAUGAUGCAGAAUUGUAGAGGGCCACCGACAUUCAUCUACGCCACUGACCUGCAACAAAUGAAGGUAAGACUCCAACGUGAAAUUGUAAUUGACUAUAUGUUAUUAAUACGUGGAAGUGGAGAAAAACCACAAGACGUUGGUCAUUAGUAACCCACCCUCCUGCUCUAGUAACGAAUGUGAAUCAAUCAAACCGAAACCUCCACAGACAUUAAAAACUUUCAUGAAAACUACAGCAAGCUUUACUAGUGUGUCCACAAACAUUAACAUGUUUCAUCAAAACAAAACACAGCAAGCUUUGCUGAUGGGAACGAUGUCCUCAAAAAUGGGGCUCAAUCCAUGGAAUGCACCGCCGCUGCCUCAGUUUGCACCUGUUGUGCAGGUCGUUCCACAACAGCAGGUAGUGCUGCCUGUAGUAGCGCCAGCGCCACAGCAGAUGGGAAAGCCAGCAGAGAAAACCGAAGAGGAAAAGUUACGGCAUAAGGAUAACGAUAUAAAUGUUGCUGUUUUGUACUGCUAUAUAGAGUGUGUAAGAGGAAAAUGUUCGUGUUGUAGUAGAGCGGAGACUUCUUCCAUUGAUGCUAGCAUGAAUGUACUCAGUUACCUCCUUGUUACCAACAGAUAGUGCAUGGAAAUUUUAAUUGUCGUCUUGUACCUACUGUAGAGUGUGGGAACCUGCAUGAGGAAAAAUUCCAUUGAUAGUUCGGUUCACAUGAUUGUAGUUACGAAUAGAUAGACAAAGUCCUCUCUAAUGUAUUGGAAGGAGGAAAAAGCGAGGCAAAACGCACACGCAGCAAAGAGACAAAAGGGCAUGUGUAUGGGGUAUUUUUCGUGGUUGAAAUUCUUUAAGAAUUUCACAGAAGGUUGCACGGCUUGUUUUUUCGAUAGUACUAGGUUUCUCUCAUCUUUGAAGAUACUUACAGCAUUUUUUCGAUGUUUGUUUCUUAUUAGUCCCUUCAUUUAAUCAUAAAAGAACAAUGAAUUUAGACGCAAAAUGUUGAAUCCUAGACAACAUUGUUGACUUCUCCGCAGGUGCGCCGCCGCAAUGGCAGCUUUGCCAUGCUGCUUCUGCCUGGCAUACGUUAUUGGUGAGAAUGCAGGCGAGAUCGCCGACGGCGCUGCAGGCGCUGCAGAGGGUGUCGGCGAUGUUGCUGGCCAAAUUGGGGGAUGUCUGGAGAGCCUCUUCAAAUGA
Messenger RNA from Amoebophrya sp. A25, 3339 nucleotides. NCBI's taxonomy places the organism in Eukaryota, Dinophyceae, Syndiniales, Amoebophryaceae. The record is from the annotation of a GenBank genome assembly.